Molecule: messenger RNA, 1157 nt
Organism: Plasmodium vivax (malaria parasite P. vivax)
Lineage: Eukaryota; Apicomplexa; Aconoidasida; Haemosporida; Plasmodiidae
Product: 60S ribosomal protein L12, putative
Exons: 2
Coding region: 204-701 (165 amino acids)
Biological process (GO): translation
Cellular component (GO): ribosome; cytosolic large ribosomal subunit
Molecular function (GO): large ribosomal subunit rRNA binding; structural constituent of ribosome
Source: RefSeq, a predicted model, not a curated record
GAGUCGGCGGAAAAAAAAAAAUAAAUAAAAAAAAAAAUAAAAUAAAAAAAAAAUAAUAAAAUAAAAUAAAAAUAAAUACACAAAAUUACAGAAUUACAAAAUUACCAACGCGCGAACGACUGAACUGCGAACCCCCCGCUUCGGAAGAACAACUCACCCGCAAAUUGGAGCAAACUCCCUCUUAGCAAACGCGAAAGUCAAAAAUGGCCAAAAGACCAGAUCCCAACGAGAUAAAAUAUGUCUACAUCCGACAGGUCGGAGGCGAAGUGGGAGCCUCUUCAGUGCUGUCCCCCAAGCUAGGUCCCCUUGGAUUGUCCCCCAAAAAAAUCGGUGAUGAUAUAGCGAAAGAAACGCAGUCAUGGAAGGGGCUAAAAAUUUGCGUAAAACUAACCAUACAAAAUAGGCAAGCGAAGAUAGAAGUGGUGCCAACGUCAGCCUCGCUGGUGCUAAAGGAAUUGAAUGAAGCUCCUAGGGAUAGGAAGAAAGUGAAAAAUAUUAAACACAAUGGAAAUUUAAAAAUUGAUCAAGUGUACUCUAUUGCAAGAAUUAUGAAGGAUAAAUCGAGGGCCAAAGAAUUCAAAGGGACUGUAAAAGAAAUUCUAGGCACUUGUAACUCCAUUGGUUGUACCGUCGAUGGGAAGAAGCCAACCACCGUCCAGGAGAUGAUUGACUCUGGGGAGAUCGACGUGCCAGACUGUUAAGUGGUUUAUGGGUUGCAUUGCCGCAAAAAAAAAAAGAAAUGUGGAGGGGGGGUUGAAAGCCUAUUGAAGUGAUAGGAGAGACCCCCUCCCUUAGUGCGCCCAUGUGCGCCAUGCUGACUUUGCCAUAGAAGAAGAGAAGAGGGAGCCCAAUCCGGCUAUGCAAAGCGGUACGGAAGCUGCAUCUACCGUGACUGCGUGCCAUCGGAAUGGGUCCAAAUGAGAGCCACUUGGGGAAGCGUUCCCCCCCGUCCCCACGCGCACAUUUUAUCAUCCAUUUUGAGGUAUGGGUGUACAAGUCUAUGCACGUUUUAUCUUUCCUUUUUUUUUUUUUAACCCAACACUUGCAACAGUUUUUAAUUCCAAGGAGAUAAGAAAAAAAAAAAAAAAGAAGCUCUUUUAACCUUUUAUAUUCAUAAAACGACAGUUUGUUCAUCCGCCCGUCCAGGCGGAGCGACU